This is a messenger RNA of Arabidopsis lyrata subsp. lyrata, 1080 nucleotides long. RefSeq names its product GTP 3',8-cyclase, mitochondrial. The transcript has 4 exons. Gene Ontology annotation, biological process: Mo-molybdopterin cofactor biosynthetic process. The annotation marks the transcript as partial. The record is from RefSeq and is a predicted model, not a curated record. Lineage: Eukaryota; Viridiplantae; Streptophyta; Magnoliopsida; Brassicales; Brassicaceae. Gene Ontology annotation, molecular function: GTP 3',8'-cyclase activity; metal ion binding; 4 iron, 4 sulfur cluster binding.
GUAACGGGUCACCGGCGAGACCGACAGAUAUGUUGAGAAAAGACGAAAGAGUUUCAUGUUAUUUGCUUAGGCUUUUAGCCAAACUAAUAAGAGCCGUCUUCACUUUGUCUUUAGUUGUUUUAUUUUGAACAAAGACUCUCUCCGUCUUCCUACCAAAGGUCAUUUCUUUCUCUCACUUUGAUUAGAUUUCUAUCUUCCUCCUUUCUCAGAAAUUCUCAUUCGAUCUUGUUGUUAACGAUGAGGAGGUGCUUCUCCAAAAUUACUGAUUGCUACUUGGGUUUCAAGAAUUCCAACUUCUUCUUGGUUGGUUCUGAAGUUGGGUCAGGUUCAGUUACAAGAACCAUUACUACUACUAGUGAGCGUUCAUUUAGCACUAGUUAUGCAGCUCAUCAAGUUGAUCAGACCAAAGACAGUCCUGUCUCUGACAUGUUGAUUGAUUCUUUUGGUCGGUUACAUACCUACUUGAGAAUAUCUUUGACAGAGCGGUGUAACCUCCGGUGUCAGUAUUGUAUGCCUUCUGAAGGUGUGGAGCUUACUCCUAAGCCCCAGUUGUUGUCACAGUCUGAGAUUGUUAGGUUGGCUGGUCUUUUUGUUUCUGCUGGGGUUAACAAGAUUCGGUUGACCGGUGGUGAGCCUACCAUUAGGAAUGAUAUCGAAGAGAUUUGUCUCCAGUUGUCUAGUUUAAAAGGGUUGAAGAAUCUGGCUAUUACUACCAACGGUAUCACUCUUGCGAAAAAGCUACCUAAGCUUCAAGAAUGCGGGCUUGAUUCGCUAAAUAUUAGCUUGGAUACUUUGGUCCCAGCAAAGUUUGAGUUUCUGACUAGGCGUAAAGGGCACGAUAGGGUUAUGAAAUCGAUUGAUACUGCUAUUGAGCUUGGAUACAAUCCUGUGAAAGUCAAUUGUGUUGUCAUGAGGGGAUUGAAUGAUGAUGAGAUUUGUGAUUUUGUGGAGUUGACACGCGAGAAGCCAAUCAAUGUUCGGUUCAUCGAGUUUAUGCCAUUUGAUGGAAAUGUUUGGAACGUGAAGAAACUUGUGCCUUAUGCAGAAGUGAUGGAUAAAGUGGUCAAGCGCUUUCCGAGU